AUGGGCGGCAACUCGAGCAAAGUCACGGCCCAGGACAAGGCCAUUCUGGACCUCAAGAUCCAGCGCGACCGGUUGCACCAGUAUCAACGACGCAUCACGGUGCUGACGGACAAGGAGACGGAUAUCGCGCGGCAGAUGCUGGCGCGCGGCGACAAGAAGCGCGCACUACUAGCCCUGCGCCGCAAGAAGUACCAGGAGACGCUGCUGGCCAAGACGGACGCCCAGCUCGAGCAGCUCGAGCGGCUAACGUCGAGCGUCGAGUUCGCCCAGAUCCAAAAGGACGUCGUUUUUGGCCUGCAACAGGGUACGAAAGUCCUGCAGGAAAUUCACGCCGAGAUGGGCGGUAUCGACAAGGUCGAGAAGCUCAUGGGCGAGACGGCCGACGCCAUCGCCUACCAAAAGGAAGUCAGCGAGAUGCUCGGCGGCCGCAUCUCCAACCAGGACGAAGAGGAUGUCGAAGACGAGCUGGCCGCGCUGCAGGCCGAGGUCGCCGGCGAGGGCGUGGCUCAGCAGCUGCCGUCCGUCCCGAACGCGAACCUGCCUGAGGCGGAGCGGCGCGGCGAGGGCGAACCGGCAGCGGCAGCUGAGCGGCCCGAGAGGCAGGCGAUGCUGGCGUCAUGA
Messenger RNA from Purpureocillium lilacinum, 621 nucleotides. RefSeq names its product vacuolar protein sorting-associated protein 20. Gene Ontology annotation, biological process: late endosome to vacuole transport via multivesicular body sorting pathway; vesicle budding from membrane. Gene Ontology annotation, cellular component: multivesicular body; ESCRT III complex. Lineage: Eukaryota; Fungi; Ascomycota; Sordariomycetes; Hypocreales; Ophiocordycipitaceae. The record is from RefSeq and is a predicted model, not a curated record.